AUGAUUGGAACGUUCGACUCAGUUCCCAAAGGAGUACGAGAUGUAUGGGACAGAAGUAUACUUGAAUGGAAAAAAGAAAAUGUGGCACAAACAAGAGCAAUGCAACGAUUAACAGAAUUGGUUGAACUAAAUAAUGUUGCAUUAGCUGUCGGUCCAUCUGGUUGCGGAAAAUCUACUGCAAUACAUUAUAUUGCCUUGCAGUUUGCUCAAACAAAAAAAUACAAUAUAAUUAUUGUAGAAAAUCUUGAAGAGAUCAAAUUCUUUUACGAUCCUGACCGUAAAAAUAUUGUUGUAAUGGAAAAUGUUUUUGGCAACGCAACAUUUGAUAAACAUAAAGCCACAAAAUGGUUUGAAAAGAAGAAAGAUAUCAAAGCUAUGCUAGACAAUAAUUGUUUUAAAAUAUUAGCGUCAUGCAAAACUCACUUUUUCCAACACGAAAUAGUAAAAACAAUUGAAUUCUUAUCAGAAGCCAGUUGCGACUUUUUAGCAAGAGACUAUUGCUUAACAGAUGAUGAAAGGCUAGAAAUUGCAAAUUUCUAUUUAACAGAAGAUGAAAUUCAACUUCUUAAAUCAUCAAACGUUUUGUCAGAAUUUGACUUUUUCCCUCUACUUUGUCAACAUUAUUCUCUCCAGAAGUCUAGUAGCGUAGUUGAGUUUUUUGCAGAUCCAACUGAUGCUGUAUGCAAUGAUUUAUCGCGUUUAAAACUUUUUGACCAAACCGCAUUGGCGACAUUAUUUCUAUUUGUUGUCUAUAAUAACAAUAUGGCAGAAAGUCUAUUUACUAUGAAAAUCAAAAUCAAGCCAAUCCUUAAAAACAUUGCUGAUUAUUUUGAUUUGAAAUCAAUUCUUUCAAUUCAAGUUGUAAAAAAUGAAAUCGAAAGACUAAACAACUCAUAUAUUAGAAAAUUAAACACACAAUACUCAAUGCACGAAAAAAUAUUUGAAAUUUAUGUUUUCUUUUUUGGUAGUCAUAUGAUUGACCUAACGAUCGAUUUUGCGCACCGAGAUAUAAUACGUGAUCGUUUUGUUAUCAAAGGUUUAUCAGGAGAUGUUGUCAAGAAUGAAAUUGUUGUCGAACUUCCGUUGGAAAAAGAAAAGAAAUAUUUUGACAGAUUAAAAAAAGACAUAGACCAAGGUUUUAUAAAACAUGUUUUUGCAAACCGAAACUUAAAAGAUUCAUCUUUCCGUUCUGACUUCAUAACGCAGAUAAUUGGGAAGGAUACUAUUGAUUCGUUAUCAGAUAAAAUGUUAUUUUCAUUGGUGUUGACUAUGUUGGAUCAACAUUUCUAUGACAUUGUAGCUAUUCUCCUGAGAAAAGAAAUACAAUUAGAUCGAUUAUAUUGGGAUGGUGAGACAGCUCUAUUUAAAGCUGCUAAAGCAGGAUGCUCUGAAGUCGUACAAGCACUGCUGAAACAAAAUACAGAUCCAAAUUAUCAUGCUUGUUUUAAUUCGCUUAACAGUUUUGAAAAAGCAUAUCCUAAUCUUACAGUUAAGAGCAUUUUUCGUAAUAUUGACACCUCUCGGGAAAAUUAUGUUCCUCGUGUCAAUUUAAUGUUUUUUCCCUAUAAAACAAUUUUUCCAUUUAGUUCCGAACCAUACAGUAAAAUAAAUUCAAGCUUUGAUAUUGUUCAAUCGUUCCUUGACGAUAUGUACUGCAACACACAGUCUCAGAUUAACCGAAUCGAACCGUACAGAAUAUCGCCACUUCAUAUCGCUGCUCAGAGAGGAAAUACAGAUAUAGUAAACUUACUAUUAAUCCAUAAUGCUUUACCUGAUUAUGAAAAUGACUGUCCAAAAAUAGCAUCACCCUUGUUGACAGCUUCAAGUAAAGGCUUCACUGAUAUUGUACAGUUAUUAUUAAUUAAGAAUACAUCUAAUUCUGAUGUAACUGAAUUAAGAAAAACGAAACCCUACCUAAUUGAAAUUAGUCGGUUAAAUUUAGAGAGUUGUUUGUUUGUAGCCGUUGAGAAAGGUUAUCAUAAAGUUGUUAAGUUAUUGCUGAAAUAUAAAACGGAUUUUUUUAAAUGCCAUGAUCAUUCAUUAAUACAAACGCCAUAUUCUCAAUUUGAAAAGCAUUUGGUUUGGAAUAUGGUUGCUAUUGCUAUUGUUCGAGGUCACGAUAAUAUUGUGCUGUUGCUUUUAGAAAAUGAUGAUUAUUCAAAUCUUAGCGACGUUAAAGAUGUAUCGAUUUUAAAUAAAGCUAUAUGUGACGGUAAGACUAAAAUAGUAAAGUUGUUAUUAGAACAUAAUUUUAAUCCUAAUAUGCAUGAUAACUUGGAAUCACCUUUGGGUAGGGCGGUAAGCCUUGGUAAAGUUAAGAUCGUAAAAUUAUUGUUAGAACAUAAAAGUAAUCCAAAUAGGUGUGAUUAUAUGGGAAAGUCACCACUGUACAAAGCUUCAUGGGGAGGUCAUACGGAAAUUGUCAAGUUACUUCUAGAACACAACAGCGAUGUGAAUUUUACUGAUAGGGCCGGUACAUCUCUUUUGCAUGUUGCUGCAUAUCAAGGUCAUUUUGGGAUUGUAAAAUUGUUGUUACAACAUAAAAUUGAUACAAAUAUAUGUAAUUAUGACCAUAAAUCACCCCUGUUUAUUGCCACAGAGUAUGGUCAGAAAGAAAUUGUAGCAUUAUUGUUAAUGAAUAAAUGUAAUCCAAACAUAUGUGAUGAUAGCAGUAUAUCUCCUUUACUUAUGGCAACAAUGAAAGGCAACAAUGAGCUGGUGAAAUUAUUAUUAGAGUAUAAAAGUGAUCCUAAUAUAUGUGAUGAUAUGAACACAUCCCCUUUACUUACGGCAACAAUGAAAGGUAAUAGUGACCUCGUUAAAUUAUUAUUAGAGUAUAAAAGUGAUCCUAACAUAUGUCAUAAAAAAAAAGAAUUGUCUGCUAUGGAAGAAUUCAUAAAGAAAUUGUUAGAACGAAAUUGUGACCCAAAUGGAAUUAUCAAAGACAAUGAAUCGCCACUGUUGGCAGCGUCAUCUAAGGGUCAUACUGACAUCGUAAAACUAUUAUUAGACUAUAAUAGUGAUUGUAAUGCAUGUAACCAAGACAAUGAAUCACCUGUGUAUGUUGCAUCACGACAAGGGUAUAUUGAAAUUGUCAAGUUAUUGUUAGAUCAUAGUGUUGAUCCUUUUUUAUGUAACAAAGAUAAGGAGUCGCCUCUCCAAGUAGCUUCGCGUAGAAAUCAUAUAGAAAUUGUUUAUUUAUUAAAGAAUUACGAAAGUGUAUAUAUUCGUCAUCAUGACUCUACUUAG
This is a messenger RNA of Mytilus trossulus (common blue mussel), 3249 nucleotides long. RefSeq names its product ankyrin-1-like. The record is from RefSeq and is a predicted model, not a curated record. Gene Ontology annotation, molecular function: protein binding. The transcript is spliced from 2 exons. The coding region runs from base 1 to 3249 and encodes 1082 amino acids. NCBI's taxonomy places the organism in Eukaryota, Metazoa, Mollusca, Bivalvia, Mytilida, Mytilidae.